CGGGCAGAGAAAGUUGAAUUCCAAAAUGGUUGCAGAGGUUGUUGUUGUACUGUUGCCUGUUGUCAUGUCCCCCCAGUGCCUGUAGUAGUGCUGUAAGAAGCCUCGGUCCGCUGACAAAACCAACACCCUCUUCCCGAUCUAUAACGGCUACUUUAGCGAAAUAACAGGCGCUGAAAUGCCUGCAGCUCUCGGGCAAAAUACACACGCGUGAGCGGAAUUAGAAGCACCGCAGGGCGAACGCGGGGAAGCGGAGCGGGAAUAACCCGGUUUAGUCUAAUCGCCGUCGACCGCAGGAAAACCGCCACUUAUCCAGCCAAUGCUAACUGGCUAAGCUACACUCGGAAGCGCUGUGGCUCGCCAAGCACCGGGACUCGGCGAGAGCGGGAGGCCGCAUAGCGCGCGAGGCAGAGCGGGUUGCUCGCAACCCGACUCGGAGGAUUUCGAGGGUCUCGUAGGCCGACGCUGAUGUUCCGGAGAGUUCCAGCACUGGGAUGUAUGAAGGGAAACACAUCCACUAUUCAGAGGUGGACCGCAAGCCUCUGUGUUCAUACAGCCCAAAGCUCUGCAAACAGCGCCGGCUCAAUGGCUAUGCUUUCUGCAUCCGGCAUGUUCUGGAGGACCGGACGGCUCCUUUCAGACAGUGUGAAUAUGUAGCCAAGUACAACAGUCAGCGAUGCACUACCCCCAUCCCCAAGACUCAGGACCGCAAAUAUUGCAGCAGCCACCUGCAAGUCAUGGGUGUCCUGCCUAAGAAAGAGAGGAAGAAAAAGCAUGAUACUCUUGACUCUUUGGCCCUCAACAUCACUGUGCCCUCAUUGGCUUUGAAGGCCACCAAUGGCCUUGACCACUUGACCCCAUCCUCACCCUUCUCCCACACUUGCCUGCUGCCCUUGGACCCCUACGCCUACUGCAAGGGAGAGACGGUGAGGAAAGAGAGCAUUAGCUUGGGGAAGAAACCUCCAAGCCGCCUGUCUCCGAACCACAAACAGAGACAUGUGGCUCCAGCUAUUGCCCCACUGUCCUCUUCCCCCCGAUGUCCUACUACUUCUUCUCAGCAGGCUGAAGGACCCAUGCAGGUUUCUACAGCUACCACCUCGCCUCCAACACCCAUGUCACAACUCCUCAGAAGUUCUUCAGGGACAUUAUGCACAACAUCUGCUCAGACUGAUCACCAGAUCUUGGCAAAACCAACCAAUCCCAUUCCAGAGAUGUGCCAGGAGCCUGCCCUUGACAAGAGGGUUCUAUCAACUCAGCCAGGCAAGAAUGACGUCCACGGUCACCCAGUUAUGAGGCCGUCAAAUCCCAGACAGCAUCAGGCUCCCUUUUUGGUGCAGCUCCAGAGGCUCAUGGCUCAGCAGAGAAGAAGGCACGAGGAUCUGAAUCCACAUUUUGGGCUGGACUGGUCUGAAGAGAGUGGAGGAGAGGAAGAUGACCAGGUUGAACAAGUUGUGUCAUAUCAGCACCAUCACUUACAGGAGAAACGGUCUCUGGAGAGUGCUGGAGGUGGAGGUUCACGUGGAGAGCGACUGGCAGGGUUGUGCUCCUAUCUGAGGCAAAGACACAAGCUCCUGCGGAGGGAGGAGAGGGGUUUAAGGAGAGAGAGGAGGUCAGGGCAUGAUCUUCGCAAAGCUCUUCUGCAGGCAGCGUCACAGGACCCCACCCACGCUGCUCAACUCAUUCAGCAGCGGCAUACCCCGGUUUCAGCAACAGCCAGUACUGCAGGUUCAUGGGUAGGAGGCUCAGACUCAGGAUUGUGUGUGGCCCAGAUUAAUGGUCAAGCCUGCACUAACUGCUCCCUGCCUUUCACCAGACACUGCUUCCAACAUAUCCUGCAGAACAGGUCCCAGCAGCUGUUCUCUAGCUGCACUGCACGUUUUGCGGAUGGGGCACAAUGUUCUGUCCCUGUGUUUGACAUCACGCACCAGACGCCGCUAUGCGAGGAACAUGCCAAGAAAAUGGAUAACUUCCUUCGCGGAGAUGUCAGUCGCAGAACGUACCAUCACCAGCAGCAGCUGCAGCAGCGCAGACGGCUGAAGAAGGCCAAACUUCCGGCACUCGGCAAAAAACAGAAAAAGAAAAGCAGAAGAGGAGUGAUACGCCGGCCUCAGAAGCCUAUCCCCCCUGCAUUGCCCCAGGGCAACCUAGGAAUGCCCUCCAUCCUGUGCCAACCGGCACAGCCUGGUGGCAUCAGCAGGAGUCCACUGACUCCUGACUUGAGUGCUGAUGAACUUCCAGAUGACCUCACUAGUGACAUCAGCGACAUUCCUCAUGACCUGGAACUGAAUCAGGAAGACUUCUCAGACGUUCUUCCCAGAUUCCCGGACGACCUGCAAGACUUUGAUCUGUUUGAAGGUAAGACAAGUGAACUGUUGCCUACUUCUGAGGAAGCCGAGGAGCUGGAGCGAGUACUACAGGCAAUGGGCUCCUACCCAGAAUCCCUUGCAUGUCUGAGUGGCAUGGCUGAUCUAGGCCCAGUGGAGGGUUCAGAUUGUCGUGGAAUGGAGGGCGGUGUUGUGGACCUGCUUAGCGCCCGUCUGUCCGCUGAGACCCUCUCCAACUUGGAGCUGGACCCUAGCCUGCUGCGUGCCACAGAAGACACCUUUUCCCCAUCUCCUCCCUCGCCCCAGCCCCCGCUGACCCCCCCAUCCUCAGUGGGCCACUUGACAGAUGCCCUAAGUACGCACAGACAGCACUCCAGUCUCCUGGCUAAGACUGGCGACCCCAAAGAGGACCUUGGGAACCUGUCCUUAGGCCGGGACGAGGACAUCUCCCACGGCUCCUGGGGGGUUCUCGCCCUGCCCCUCAGCGACUCGGCCCAGUUCCACAAUCUUAUUGCUUCGGACGGUCUGCUCAUGUCCACCGCCCUCUCCACACCCCUUACACCUAUGCCUUCAGCCCCAUGCCAGCCCACUGCACUUUCUGCCCUGCCAGAAAGCAGCCUAACCACUUCCUCUUCCUCUUCCUCACCCCGAGCAGACCUCCUGUGCCCCAGUCAGCUGAAGCACCCCCUUCCCCCUCUGUUCAACCACUGCGGGAUCCCUGCCGACCUGCAGCCUCACCACAGUGCUCCAGCACCUACUAUGGACCAGACCUGAAUUCCACGUGCACACUCGUGGACAUCUGUCAGUAUUCAGGGAGGGUUUUUUUUUUUUAAAUAACUGUCACAGGUUCUUCUAUUUGGCUUCUCUGUCUCCCUUUCCCCUUUUUUUCCGUUCUCUGACAACCCCAAAGCAAUAAAAAACCCACGAGCAUAGUAUAGUCACUUUUAUUUUCUAUGACAAACAGAUAUAGAUGGAUUUUAGCCAUGGAAGCAUACCACUUGUAUUCUUAUAUGCAUAUUUAAUAUAUUUAUAGAGUAGUGAUCUGCACAACUAGUUUUAUCGAUGAGUGGAAAAAAAAACAUGGUUACUGGUGGAAAUGUGGUUACUUAUCUAGAAAUACGAUGUGGUUAUGUCAUCUGCGUAUCAGACUGAGAGAAAGACAUCACGGAUGUAUCGGUUGUCCCUUCUCUUGCCCUGUAACGAUUGAAAUGGUCAUUUUGGCAGGUGGUGUUUGUGUGUUUGGUGGCCGUUCGGCAGUUGGGUUCUGCUUUUAGUGCGAGUGCCAGGAAAGCUAUGUAACACUUUCAUAAUCAAUGUAGUGCAAAUCAAUAAACAUUUACACACGCCGGUGUCAUGUAAAGAAAAGCUAUACUUAAAGUCUCACGGUCAUCAAUGUCACAUGCUGUAUAUGUAAUGUAACACUGAUGUCAAGAAUCCAUAGGUUUCUUUUUUUCGUCUUUCGGCAUAAGCUUUCAUGUUUGAGAUGGAGUUACUUUAGACGUGGCUUGUCGUCUGGGAAAGUGUCAUGCAGCUCAUGGAAGGCCAUUAAACUAACACGGUAGCAGUUGUGGCAGAAGCAGGCAUGCUCAGACAGGCUCUCAAAGCUUUUUGUGAGGGCAGUUUUGACGCCUCAUCCUCAAGCAACACCACACCUAUCUCCGAUUCACACGUUAGAAGAAUAUGUUUUCAGUAAAAGGCAGUUUUUGGAGCCUAAAGAGGACAAUGAAACAUAGAUGUAUAGGAGAAAGACAAGCCUGUUAAUGUAUGAGAUGAUGCUUUUGAUCAGCGUGCGUAACAGUAAUGGUAUUCAGAUGCAGAUAGAGAAGCUGGCAUAGAUUUCUUUUUGUACUUGUAUUCACUGAAUGUACUGAACCAAGAUUUAUUAUAACCUAAACAAUUUUAUCAGUCCCCUCUGCUUUGUGAAAGGUAUUUCUAUUGUAUUGACAUGUUUACUUUUUUGUUACUAAAGUGUGUGGAUGUGGGUAUGUGGUAAACACACAUGUAUGAGAAAUGAUCGUUUUUUUUUUUUUGUUGUUGUUUUGUUUUAUCUGAAAUGCGUGAAUUAAAUCUGCUAUGAUCAUGAA
This is a messenger RNA of Pygocentrus nattereri (red-bellied piranha), 4405 nucleotides long. RefSeq names its product INO80 complex subunit Db (gene ino80db). Gene Ontology annotation, cellular component: nucleus. Gene Ontology annotation, molecular function: protein binding. The coding region runs from base 492 to 3095 and encodes 867 amino acids. The record is from RefSeq and is a predicted model, not a curated record. The transcript has 10 exons. Lineage: Eukaryota; Metazoa; Chordata; Actinopteri; Characiformes; Serrasalmidae.